UUCUACGCACAUGCGCAGAGGUCACAUGUGAACGCAAGACGUUCCUAAGAGUUCAAAAUGGAGUAACGUUGACGACAAAGGCACGAAGGAAUUGUCCAGUCUAGUCAUAAUACUCUAUAGACAGGUCUGGUCAGUCGUGGUUAAGAGCAAACAUCUCGGUUCAGCAAGUUACUGCCUCAUUCAGCUCACGUCGACUACAGAUGAAUAUGGAGCCACCAAAGCAAGCAAGUCCAGACUCUGGUUGUCAGGAUGUCAAUCCAGUGUUUCUUCAACAACUUAGAGAGCUGGAUAUUCCAGAAGAGGCAGCUAAACAGGCACUCCUGCAUACUCGGAAUGUUUCUGCUGAGGAGGCGGCCAUGUACUACUUCAACAAACUGGAGAAUGAGGAGGAGGGAGAUGAGGACCUGAUGUUCAAAAUGGUGUUUGUGGUCAACAUGGACCUUGCUAUGGGAGUUGGAAAGGUAGCGGCGCAGGUUGGCCAUGCCGCUGUGGGAUUGUACCAGACUUUGCAGGAGAAAAACAGCUGGAGGGAGAUGGCCUGGAAGUGGGACCACAGUGGAGCCAAGAAGAUUGUGCUCCAAGGUACCAAUGUGGCUCAUCUGUUGGAGCUCCAGGCCUUGGCCAUGAGCCUCAGUCUACCCACUUACCUGGUCCAGGAUGCAGGGCUUACUCAGGUGGAGUCUGGUUCCCGCACUGUCCUGGCUAUAAUGGGUGAGGAGGAAAUGGUGAACAAUGUGACUGGGAGUCUGAAGCUGCUGUGAUGUUCUCCAGACCAAAGCAGGGAAUGGAUGUGUGAUGCCUGACUGCGACAAGUAGAGGGCAGAAUUUCCCAAAGAAAGCAAGACGCUAGCAGUAGAACCACCUUUUUAAAGUUACACGAAAGUCAUCUACCCCAAACCUCACGUCACUUUCUUUACCCAUGGAAGUGGUCUUCAAACAUGAACAUUUCCAUCUGAUCAUUCUGUGCAGGGUGUGAUUGGCUUAAAAAUCAGUCUGGUAGUUAUAGAUUGGCUGGGAUGGGAGUUAGGAUUUUUCAAGGAUCAAAUUUGUUGUCAUUGUCUGAAUGCCGCUUUGAAAAGUUGUAAACGUUGGGCUACAACUAUGGACAAUUUUGAAAGGAUAAGUUGGACUAGUCAUUCGAUUAUUUAAUUAGGACACAUGUAGACAGUUAAUUGAACAUGGCUGCAUGUCAGGCUACUUCCAACAUAGAAAUUCAAGAAUAGUCUCAAGGUGGUGAUGGAAAAAAGCAAAGGCGCCUGCAUUGUAACUACUUAGCUGUUCUUCACAUGCUCGAGCAAUGCCGAGGGGCCCUCCGUGUUUUCCCACUACUACAUUUUGCAUCGCUUUGGUGUUUCUCAUCUCCAUCUUGCUGCGCUCUCGUCUUCCGUUGGCGGUGGGUUUUGCACUUGGAUAUGUCGCUGCUCUCCGGUGAAACCAUCUUAAUUCAAUUUAGUGUAGGAUAAUUGUCACGAACAACCCAUCCACUAAAUUAGUCAUCUCCUAGGGGACUAGUGGUUACAGCCUAGCUACGUGUGUGCAUAGUUUCCCAUUCCUUACUGCUUUGUACACUUAAUUAUUCCUCUUAUUUUCAACCGACACCUUACUGCUUUGUACACGAUUCCUUUUAUUUUCUAUUUGAAAAAGAAAAUGUUACUACUGAUGCAAACAUUGUUAUGUUGAGUAGGGCUGCAUCUAAUUAAUUAAAUAAUGAUUAAUCUGGGUUAUUUUCGAUAGAUCUGAUUUUUUUUUUUACACUUAAUUUUCCAGACAGAAGAUUUGAACUUACAAGUAAGUUCAGAAACCGUUUGAAUAUGAUGUUAAAAUAAUGUUACAGAAUAAGAAUGUAAACGUUUGACAAAUAGCCUCAAUAAAAUGUACACAAAUACAAUCAUGAUCAUAUUCUUAGUUUGAAGCGUUUUGGUGAAUGGAGUAAUUGGUUAAGCCAUUGAUGGACCAAAAGUAGUUGGGUGUACCACUGGAGCCAGGGUCUGGGUGAGACUGGGCCGCUUCAGGUUUUAAAAUUUUUUUUUAUUAAAUCAGAAAAAAAUAAGUAAACGGUCUUCGAUGCUUUUGCUUCUGCUAUACACUACACUUUUUCAGUGCUUUGGUUCCGGUUUUCCACAAGAAAAAAAAAUUAUAAAACAUUCCACUGUUCUCAUAUAUCUUAAUUUUUUAUUUACUACACAAAAUAAGACAACAAUAAAAAUAAAUCAGUAAUAAAUAAAAUAAUAAAACAGCAAACCUUUAACAUGAACAUUAGUGAAACUUCACCAUUUUACCCAAUUAGCAAGUUAGCAUCGUUACAUCUGGGAGCAGCGUCGUAACUUGCAAAAUCGCGUCAAUUUUAUCCGGUGUGCACACAGCUUUAAGCUGUCAUUUCUGGUACCAUGAUACCAUACAGCAUCCAUACUAAACUCGCACAGGCUGCACUAACAUUAAACUUUCAUAUCAAGGUGGGGGCCUCAAACCCACCCCUGGUGUACAACAUAUCAGAAAAGAGAAAAAUACCCAUCACUGUUUUCCGGCAUCAAAACUGGUGUGUUAAUAUCUGCUUUUGGCUGAAACACAAAGAUAAUGGGUCUGCUUUCAUGGAUGACUAAGGAGAUUUGAGGGGCGAAAAGCAUAUUUGCAUAUUUAAAUCAGAAAACAGUUACUAAAAUAUGAUGGAUUAACCAUGGAUUAAUUGUUGCAGCUCUACUGUUGAGUAUUUGAUGUUUUAUUGCAUGUAUUGGUCUGGGGUGUCCAAACUUUUCCCACCCAAGAUCUCAUACAAAACAAUCCUGUUUGCUGCUAAUUAUCAAGUUAAACAAAACAAAGGAGUGGUUUAUGAAAAGAAACAUACUGCAAAACCCAAAUAGCCUCCUGGUUGGACUUUGGACACCCCUGCUGUAAAUAUGGUUUGCAUUUAAUCAAGUUGCCACAUCUUUCAGUAUAGAUGAGUGUAAUGAUGUGUAUGUUACUCAUGUGUAGUAAUGAUCCUGACGGGAUAUUGGUAGACAUAAAUAUUGUCUUGUCCUGCUAUUUGUGAAAUGAUUGACUUGCUAAGUGUACUUUUUUGCAGAUGACACAUAUGCAUGUAUGACAUGUAUACUUAAUAUUCAGCAGAAAGUCAUCACAGCUUAAUUAUAUAUACAUCCUAACAAAUGUAUGCUGUAUUUCCGACUUGACAUUAAAUCUCCAUGGAGGACGGAUGGUGUAGCGUGAACAUUCAAUUCACCUUUAAAAC
Doryrhamphus excisus (bluestripe pipefish) is the source of this 3226-nucleotide messenger RNA. RefSeq names its product putative peptidyl-tRNA hydrolase 2. Gene Ontology annotation, molecular function: protein binding; peptidyl-tRNA hydrolase activity. Lineage: Eukaryota; Metazoa; Chordata; Actinopteri; Syngnathiformes; Syngnathidae. The record is from RefSeq and is a predicted model, not a curated record. Gene Ontology annotation, cellular component: cytosol.